UGUUGCUGUUUCUGUGCUACUGUGGAACAUCAUUAGAUCUGCUGCACCGCACUUUGAGGAUGGUCGCCCCAGUGCACGGCUCCGGGCAGUGGCUUUGCCCCUUCCCGGGGAGGGGGAACCCGGGCCCUUCGCUAUGUCCGAGCAACGGAGCUUGUUACAAUUCGCCAGCAUGUUCUUCCUCAGCUGUUGCUUCACUCGCCUCUCCGCCUCUGGUAGCGGUGUUACCCUGAGGGUCCCUCAGAGAGAAGUGAACGGGACCGUGAACCAGCCUGUCAAUCUCUCUGUCUCCUAUUCCACACUCCCACCCUACUCCACGUUGAAGAUCCAGUGGCGUUUAUUCUCCGAAAAUACUCCAUUUGUGACCCUAAUCCGAUCAAACUGCUCUCCAGAUCCUGUCACAUCCCGGUAUAACUGCUCAGAUCACCGGGUGACAGGGCCUUCCUACCGGCACCGAGUUCAACUCGACCCAGAGACUGGAUCCUUGUGGCUGCGGGAUUUACAAUCCAAUGACAGCGGCGUGUAUGUGAUAUCAGUUUACAGAGAUGGUGAGGGCACAGCUGCUGAAGCGAAUGUGACUUUAACCGUUUAUAACGAGACAGAUUGUAAAUGGACUACCCAACCUGGUUCAACAACAAGUCAAUCUCGGAGUACAGUGUCAAUCACAUACUCGUAUAUCAUUAUCCCUGUUGUUGGCUGUUUCCUCAUUGUUCUUAUCUUUUUCAUCUUGGUAACAAAGAAAUACAAAGGUUCUUGUCCGCAACAUGAUUCAGUUGCCAUGGAAACACAUGAUCAGCCAAUUGAAGGAAUGAGGCAAGACUUUGCUGAGGGCCAGGAUUCGGUACUGAACAGUGACCUCACCUACUCCCUUCUCCAGUGGCACAGGAUCCCAGCGGCUUCAGGAGGUGACCCACAAGAUAGCGGUCUGGAGACGAUAUAUGCUUUUCCACAGAAAGUGAACCGCAGGUGAAGUGCCUGGGCUCGAGGCAGGGAGAUAUGGAUAAUGGGCUGUGGGGAAAUGUGACAAUCAGGUCGAGACAGUUUCACAGGUCUUCGUGUAGAUGCAGUGAGAAGCUUUCCUUGGGACUCAUCGAUGUGCGAUCAAGUACCAAUCAGGUCCAGUGUCUAGGGUUCCUGCUAUGCAUGGAAAGUGUUGAUGUGUUAACAGCACUGAGUGAAAUCUGGGGCUCAGAGUCUCCUCAGAAUGUGCUGUCAGUGCUGUUUGGAUAGAAGCUCCUGCCCUCAACCUUCUAAAACAUGGGAAGGAAGGGAGCUCUCUACUCUGUGCAGUGACCUGCUCAUAGCAAGUCAGCAGGUCACAUUCCCUAUUCAUAGGUCAGACCCUAUUAAUUCCAAUGGAAACAAAAAUCAGUGAGAACUGCAGUUAGGACUGUCAACUCGGUUAUGUCCCCUUUACAUUAUCUUGGGAAAUGAUUGCAGUGCAGUGACAGAGGGAGCAGGGGUUCUGACAUUCUCUGUUCCUAAGCUCGAGUGCGAUGAUGCUGAGGACAAAUAUGCAAAAAUACAUGAGCUGUUUCUUCUCUGCACUUCUGAAGCAGCUAUCGAUAACUGGUAAACAGUCUUCAAAUGUGCUCUUAUUUAUUCAAAUGAUGUAUACUCAUUAAAGCAAAACGAA
Messenger RNA from Hemiscyllium ocellatum (epaulette shark), 1633 nucleotides. RefSeq lists its product as uncharacterized. The coding region runs from base 134 to 967 and encodes 277 amino acids. The record is from RefSeq and is a predicted model, not a curated record. Lineage: Eukaryota; Metazoa; Chordata; Chondrichthyes; Orectolobiformes; Hemiscylliidae. The transcript is spliced from 6 exons.